AUGGCGGCGGCGGACGGCCUCCUGUUUUGCGGCUGCGGGGACGGCACCGUUCAAGUGAUCGAUUUGGGCGCCGCCAGCCGCGGCGGCGACGGCGGGGGCCAGCCCGGCAGCAACGGCGCGUGUAGCAGCAGCAGCAGCGGCAGCGGCAGCGGCAGCGGCAGCGGCAGCGGCAGCGGCAGCGGCAGCGGCAGCGGCAGCGGCAGCGGCAGCGGCAGCGGCAGGGGCGGCGGCAGCGAAGUGGGGGCCAUUGCAGGAGAGCCGCUGUACGCGCUGCGGGCGGGCGCCGCCGCCGUGCGGACGCUCGACGUCGGCGCGGGCUGCCUCGUGUGUGGCGGCGACGACGGCUCGGUGGCGAGCUUUGAGUUUGCUGUAUGA
Monoraphidium neglectum is the source of this 375-nucleotide messenger RNA. RefSeq lists its product as hypothetical. The transcript has a single exon. Lineage: Eukaryota; Viridiplantae; Chlorophyta; Chlorophyceae; Sphaeropleales; Selenastraceae. The record is from RefSeq and is a predicted model, not a curated record. Bases 1 to 375 code for a protein of 124 amino acids.